Messenger RNA from Numida meleagris (helmeted guineafowl), 3914 nucleotides. Its product is annotated as neuronal acetylcholine receptor subunit alpha-7-like. Bases 2136 to 3410 code for a protein of 424 amino acids. Lineage: Eukaryota; Metazoa; Chordata; Aves; Galliformes; Numididae. The record is from RefSeq and is a predicted model, not a curated record. The transcript is spliced from 9 exons. Gene Ontology annotation, cellular component: synapse; neuron projection; postsynaptic membrane. Gene Ontology annotation, biological process: signal transduction; nervous system process; regulation of membrane potential. Gene Ontology annotation, molecular function: acetylcholine-gated monoatomic cation-selective channel activity; transmembrane signaling receptor activity.
AGGAAUGCAGUAGUUUAGAAGCCAUGUGUCAUUACAAAUUAUUAAUACAUUCUUCUCAGAGCCAUGCAGGAUGCAAUCACUGAAGACCAUGUGCAGUGUUAAAAGCCAACAUCACUGCAGUUACACCUGUUCUUUAAACAUUAUAGUGGCAUUGACCUCGUCUCCCAUUACGUCUUUAUCAUGCACUACAGUUGAAAGAUUCUGCCUUGAGAUGAGGUUAGAAAUGCAUAAAAGCAAAAGCUGGAGGCGUAGCCCUCUAAUUGUCUUUACUGACCUCUCUGCAACGUAUAUUUCAGGUCUGGAGAUUUGAGCCAUGGAGGAUUUCAAUGUAAUAAACUGAGUUCAAAUCCCUUUUUCAUCCUGAAGAGGAUUCUAUAUGAUGAAAUAUGCUAUAUAGAAUUUAUUUCACAUACAUGGAAAAAAAACAGUCAAGAGGACAGUUUGGGCCACUUUUAGCUUGUCAAAGCAACAAACAGCUGAACAAAUUAGUGCUCCUUCCUUCAUCCUAUUUUUUCCAUAGCCAUAUGGGAUGGUUUCUAGUGCACUGUCACUGCUGGGGAGAGAACAAUGAGGAGAGAGAAAAACUUCCAAAUAUUGUGCAUUUGCAGACCAAUUUGACAGAGGUCUCAAACAUUUCAACUUUUUAAAAUACCCAUGACCUUUUUGAAAGUGUGUAACUCGCUAGGCGCUCUCUCUGGGGGGCCAAGCAGGCCCCUGGUGCUCUGGCCCCACAGCGUCAUGCAGCACCAGUGCCAGGACCAGCCUGUUGUGGUCCUCCUGGGGCAGGCAGCAGCCACUCAGGCAGGAUAAGCUGCUUUCUCUUUUGACACAUUACCAAAUGCACUGAGCUGGAAUAGAGAGAUCAGUACCCUUAGCUGAAGUCACUCAUUCAUGGCAAGAGCUCACAAACCUCUUCAUGAACGAAAGAGCAGAUAAAUCCUCCAGCUACUUUCAAGUAAAUUUCAGUGAGCAAUUCCAGGUUUAGCAGAGGCAUCUUAGCUCUAAAGAUCUUGCUUCAAACAUUCUUUUUCCGACAGUGUUUUCAUGCGGUAAUUUGAAGGUUAGGGGUAGCAGGGGGGACUUUUCAGCCUUCAGGCUGUGACUGUACAUUUUCAAAGUCAGUCAGUCAGUCAGAGGGAAGAGUUACAUAAAACCUUUUUUCAGCUGGGUUUCACAUGCACAUGUGAAAUACAUCUUUUCAGCAGACAACAUUUCUUUAAGUACCCUAUCUGUGUUAUGUCAAUGUCCGUUGCAACCAAUUUAAUUCCUCUAUUGCUUUUUGGUUGCCUACAGUAGGAAAGGGGUCAUCUAGAUGGUCAUACAUACAUAGAAAUACAGCUUUGUUUCCCUCUGUCUCUGCACACACUACAGAUGCUGUAAGUUCUUCAGCUCAGAGCAUUAGUGACUUGUCCCAGGCUCACGAUCUUGCAACCUGCAAUCACGGUAAUGUAGAGUAACCUGAAAUUUGUCUUCUACACAAUGUGAAAAAGGUGUCUGUCUCCUCCAGGGAGGAAAAGAAAAUCCUUUGUAUAUGGACUAAAGUGUCCUAAUUCGCACCAUACAAUAGCAGAAGAAUCCAUAUCAGAGAUGUGAGUUGAGCACAAGUUGCUUAUCAUCAUAGGAGCUGCAUGGGGACAUCUGCAUAGGAACAGAUAGAUACUGAACUACUCUCUGGUUGGGUGUAGGAAGUGUUCUCGUUUGGGGCUGAGGGAGAAAUAUUCCUCCCUUCUUUACACAAGGCAUUUCAGGUGAUCAUUUCUCUUCUUGGCCAUCCUGGGAGCUGCACCGUGUGCUACCUCCAGGAGUGGAAACAUUGUCCAGGACGUCAGUGACAAUGUGACUGGCACUCAAGUUCCUGCGGUAGAAGGAUAGAAGGGCCACUGUGACAUCAACAAGUGGCUGAACCGAUCAGUUUGAAAAUCCACAGAACACCGUUCCCAUGGGGUCCAAUACCCAAAAUAGGAAGUGGUACAUGAAUACAAUAUCAGGAAGCAAGUCCUUAGUGUGGACACUGCAGCUCAGCUUCCACUGCUGGAAGAACAGAUUGCAGAAACUGGAUGCUCCAGGUGCUGAAGGAAACACCUGUUUAAGAGGAUGAGAAGAAUCAGGUGUUGAUUACAAAUGCUUGGCUGCAAAUGUACUGGGUUGAUAUUUACUUGUCUUGGGAUCAGUAUGAAUACCCGGGCGUGCAGAACUUGCGAUUUCCAGCCGACCAGAUUUGGGUACCAGAUAUUCUUCUCUAUAACAGUGCGGAUGAAAGAUUCGAUGCAACAUUUCACACAAAUGUGCUGGUGAAUUACUCUGGAUCCUGUCAAUAUAUUCCUCCAGGCAUUUUGAAGAGCACAUGUUACAUUGAUGUCCGCUGGUUCCCUUUUGAUGUGCAGAAGUGUGAUUUGAAGUUUGGCUCUUGGACUCACAGCGGUUGGCUGAUUGACCUGCAGAUGCUUGAGGCUGAUAUUUCCAACUACAUCUCAAAUGGAGAGUGGGAUUUAGUGGGUGUCCCAGGAAAGAGGAAUGAGUUGUACUAUGAAUGCUGUAAAGAACCAUAUCCAGAUGUGACGUACACCAUCACCAUGCGCCGACGCACUCUCUACUAUGGCUUGAACCUAUUGAUUCCCUGUGUUCUCAUAUCUGGCUUGGCACUGCUUGUUUUCCUUUUGCCUGCUGAUUCAGGAGAGAAGAUUUCUUUAGGUAUCACUGUUCUGCUUUCCCUGACUGUAUUCAUGCUGCUUGUGGCUGAGAUCAUGCCUGCAACUUCUGAUUCAGUCCCACUAAUAGCUCAGUAUUUCGCUAGCAUCAUGGUCAUUGUUGGUCUGUCUGUGGUUGUAACGGUGCUGGUUCUGCAGUUUCACCAUCAUGACCCACAAGCAGGAAAGAUGCCCAGAUGGGUCCGUGUCAUUCUGCUGAACUGGUGUGCUUGGUUUUUACGUAUGAAAAAACCUGGGGAAAAUAUAAAGCCGCUCUCCUGCAAAUAUAGCUAUUCUAAGCACCAUCCAAGCGUGAAAAAUACAGAGAUGAAUGUCCUACCUGGGCACCAGCCCAGCAAUGGCAGCAUGAUUUAUAGCUACCACACAAUGGAAAAUCCAUGCUGCCCCCAGAACAAUGAUCUAGGUAGCAAGAGCGGAAAGAUUACUUGCCCCUUGCCAGAAGAUAAUGAGCAUGUUCAAAAGAAAGCUUUGAUGGAUACCAUCCCAGUGAUUGUGAAGAUACUGGAGGAAGUUCAGUUCAUUGCAAUGCGCUUCAGGAAGCAAGAUGAGGGUGAAGAGAUCUGCAGUGAGUGGAAGUUUGCAGCUGCUGUCGUAGACAGAUUAUGCCUGGUUGCGUUUACCCUUUUUGCCAUCAUUUGCACAUUUACAAUACUCAUGUCUGCUCCCAAUUUUAUAGAAGCUGUUUCAAAGGAUUUUACAUAAGGAUUUCAAAUAUAAACAGAAUGAGCUGAAAGGUAACUUAAAAGCGAAUAUCGUCAGUACUAUUGCUAGAUAAUUUAACUCAAAACAGAGAAGUGUACUUUUAUGUGCUAACAUAUGCAGAAGGGGAUAAAAUUAAUUUCAGGAGAUAAUUAUUUCUGAUGUUAGUAAUAGCAUUUAUUGAAUAGUAUACAUACUAGCCUCUUACUUAUUUCCUAGACAACUUCCACACAUAAUUAUGUUGUCAUCUGCUACAAAAAAUAGAAAAGAAUCCAAAUCCACAGUGUAUUUAUUAGAAGUUAACACCAGUGAAAAUGUGUAACUGUAUGUUUGUGAACUUUUAAAUAUUGUAAUAAUUUAAAUGAUAGAUUAAUGACUAGAAGCAGCAUUUCGUUGUUUUCAAUAUCCUAAUGUUUUAUCAUAUUUGUUUAAUGUGGCUGUGACAUUUAUUUCUCAGAUUUGACAGGCAUCUCUCUGCAGUUUUAUGAUGCUGCACAUUGCAUAUAA